Molecule: messenger RNA, 4005 nt
Organism: Chara braunii
Lineage: Eukaryota; Viridiplantae; Streptophyta; Charophyceae; Charales; Characeae
Source: the annotation of a GenBank genome assembly
UGGUGGGUCUAUGAUGGCAUGAACAUGUAAACAAAGGGAAACGCACACCACAGGCAUGUGACGUCACGCCUUCUCUCAGAGGGAGAACUACAGUGGAUGCCAGAAGAGCUCAAACCUGCCAGUGAGCAAAGGUAGAUAGAUAGAUGUGUAUAUAUAUAUAUAUAUAUACAUGUAGAGAGAGAGAGAGAGAGAGAGAGAGAGAGAGAGAGAGAGAGAGAGAGAGAGAGAGAGAGAGAGAGAGAGAGAGAGAGAGAAGACUGUUUUGGUGUGUGAGUGUGUAUGUGCCGCACAAAAAGAUUGAGAGAUGGAUGGCACCCAGCGAGGAAGUGGGGGACAGGUGGACUUGGAGAGUAAUACUAAUAUCGGGCGGAGAAGGGAAGCUUUGAAGUCCUCUUUUCUUGUGCAGGCCGAUGCCUUGGGUAGGAAGAAUCUACGUUUGCAGUCAAGGCAAUGGGGAAGCAAUGCCUGCCUUGUGUCGUUCCCGAUAAUGCUGUUCCUCCUUAUCGUUGCUCUUCAGCUCGUUUUCGACAAACUCCUUUUUGGCGGCUCUGAUUUCAAAUGUGGAUGCAGCAAAGAGGGAGUAUGUGGCUUGGAGUACUCCAACACCAACCAGAUUCCCUGGUGCGCCAUCCCUAACCCUUUCCUCAACCCCGCCCUCUUGCAGAUGCCCAACGUUCCAAUCGGCCAGAAGAUAGACCAAUUAACUGCCAUCAUACCGGUGGCAGGUGUCGACCAGAGAGUGGCGGAGGCCAUUGGAAACAGAUUACUGGAAAGGAACGAUGGCCUGGCAGGGGGUACCAGCGGUGUGGUCCCCCCGGGGGUUGACGUUGACGUCAACGACGACCAAGGAGACAGCGGCACUGUGGAUGUCACCAACCCACUGACCGCCAUAUCCGUCCUUCCUCUGCCUGAUAAGGGUGGACUCACGGCAACUGGACGCGUGGCAGCCAUAGCAGGGACCUCGGCCUGGCCGACCCUGGGCGCACCUAUGGUGGAGAUUUUGCUGACGAUGCAAGAGCCGGAAGAUCACCUGUUCAUUCUUAGCAAUCAUUGCAUGCCGUCGCCAAACAACACAUGGCAGCUUGAGACUGUCAAGUUGAAAGCUGAAGUUCUCGGGGAGAUCAGCUUCCUCCGAGGCUCCAGUGGGUCCCUCUCCCUGCCUGUUGGCUGUUAUGAAGCCCGGGCCACUUUCUUUCCAUCCUCAUUUGACCGUGACUUCUUGGAGGGGGUUUAUCCGGAGUUCAGUGGCGAUGAGGGCGGGGCAGGGGGAGGAGAUCACAGCAGCAGCAGGAACAACUUGAAGCGAACCACCGGUUUCUCAACCAGUGUUGAUGCAUUUCUUUACAACCGGUAUGUGGAUGCGAGACCCAAGAAAGCCGAGUUGGCAGAGGGCCAUGUGUACAUUCCAGGUGUCAUUGCGGCCUACGACUUCAAAUCCACGUGCAUAAACCAUCUGGAUCUGCAUGUUUGGCUGAACAGAACCUAUUAUCCAGGGCAAAACAGUGCCCCUGCGUACACUUUGAGGCUGGCUCGAUCUUUCAACCUGGCGAUGAAUGCCUUUGUCUCCUGGUUAACGUCAAUUGAGGGAGGAGAGGAACGAGGGAAAGAAGUCAAUGGCACCCUCCUCCCCCUCCUAUACGUGAAGGAGUUUCCUAAAGUGGGCACAAGUUUGCAGCUUGACGUAAGUGCGUUUGUUGGCCCGUUGUUCUUCACGUGGGUCCUUUCGCUUGUGCUUCCCAUCAUCGUCAGCAAUCUGGUGUACGAGAAGGAAAGGCGGCUGCGAUCCAUGAUGAAGAUGCAUGGCCUUGGAGAUGUGGCAUACUGGUGUAUCUCCUACUUGUACUUCUUCGUGAUCUCUGUGCUGUACAUGCUGUUCUUUGUGGUGAUGGGGCACAUCGUGAGGAUCAAGUUCUUCCUCCUCAACAACACGGCGUUGCUGCUGCUUUUCUUGUUCAUCUUCUUCAAUCAUCAGGUGGCGUUCGGGUUCUGCUGGGCCUCGAUCUUUGGAUCUGUCAAGACAGCCACUGUGUCAUCUUAUCUAUAUGUGUUCGGGUCGGGAUUGCUGGCCAAUUUUCUGUUCCUUCUCUUCCUCGAAGAUCCCCACACGUCUUCAAAAUCCCUCUUCGCAAUGGAGUUGGUGCCAGCAUUUGCGCUCUAUCGAGGGCUGUACGAGUUCGCCGAGUACUCGUUCGUGGCUAAUUACCAAUCAAGUGACGGGAUGAGCUGGGGUAAUCUGUCGGACGAGAAGAAUGGAUUGGUGACUGUGAUGAGAAUAUUAGUGGUGGAGUGGAUCAUCUUGCUGACGCUGGCAUUGUAUCUGGACCAGGUUGUAGACACGGGGGCAGGGGUGCCACAGCAUCCACUCUUCUUCAUCUACUGGGCAAUUGAGAAGUUGGGACAGGUAGUUGGACGAGGAGGAGGAGGACGAAAGACGGCUGCCAUAGCCAACAAACCUGCAGCUUCGGGUCUCUCUCGAAUGUUCUUCUGGCACGGGAAGUCACCAUCGACAACGGCGAGGAACGUUUACGAAGGGGAGGAUAUCAAGGCAGAGAGAGAGGUGGUUAAGGCAGCUCUCCAGGAGGAGGCAAUGGCAACGACCACGACGACCUCCUCCUCCACUGCCACCGCCGCUCUCCAGGAGGAGGCAAUGGCAACGACCACCACCACCUCCUCCUCCACUGCCACCGCCUCUGCCUCUGCUUCUUCACCCGCAAAGACCUCGUCCUCCUAUUCUAUCCUGUGUGACGAUCUUCAGAAGGUAUUCAAGGGCGUAGAUGGCAAUCCGGACAAGUACGCUGUGCGGGGGAUGUCAUUGGCUGUAGGGAGAGGGGAGUGCUUCGGCAUGCUGGGUCCGAACGGGGCUGGGAAAACGACAAGCAUCAGCAUGAUGGUUGGUUUCUUGGAGCCCAGCGCGGGAACUGCUCUCAUCGAAGGUAUGGAUAUCCGAACGGAUAUGCAUUCUAUCCACUCCGUAAUGGGAGUGUGCCCACAGCAUGACCUGCUGUGGGAGAGCUUGACAGGAAGAGAGCACUUGUUCUUCUUCGGACGGUUGAAGAACCUGAAGGGCAAGCAGCUGGACCAGGAGGUUGAAAUGUGGUUGAGGAGGAUGAAUCUCUUCUCAGGGGGAGUGGAGGGCAAGCAGGUGCAAGCUUACAGUGGCGGAAUGAAGAGAAGACUCAGUGUGGCCAUCUCCCUGAUUGGCGAUCCGCUGGUGGUGUACAUGGACGAGCCGAGCACGGGACUUGAUCCCGCCUCGCGAAACAACCUUUGGAAUGUGGUCAAGGCAGCAAAGAAAGGGCGGGCUAUCAUCCUCACCACCCACUCGAUGGAGGAGGCAGAGGUGCUGUGUGAGCGGCUUGGAAUUUUUGUUGACGGACAAUUUGCGUGCAUCGGCAAUCCCAAGGAGUUGACCGCCAGAUAUGGAGGAACCUACGAUCUGACGAUCACAACGCCAGAGGAGGAAGAGGCACAGGCAGAGGCACUCGCGCUCUCUCUGUCCUCCACUUGCAAGAAAGUGUACUCGCUCGCAGGAACGCAGAAGUUCGAACUCCCGACCAAGGGCGUUGACCUGGCAGAUGUAUUCACUGCUGUGGAAAAAGCCAAGGCCAAGAUCAACAUCCAAGCCUGGGGUAUCGCCAACACGACGCUGGAGGACGUAUUCAUCAAAGUGGCGGGAAAAGAAAGGACUCUGUCGUGACAGAGAUAGUGGGUCGCGUGCUGUCCAAGUGGAGUGUGUUGAUUGCCGUGUCCGUGGUGUGGUGUGGUGUGUGUGGUGUGAGUUGAAGGACGCUACAACCCCUGGGGGUAUGCUGGAUAUCACGGCCGGUGUGGAUCCCGAGGGUUGUAGAGGUUAGGAGACUUCGUUUCUGAGGCUGAGAGUGCCGGUUCGAGGCUGGGCGUGCACGGCGGGGCCUUAUGCCCUAAAAGCAUAUUGAUCAGUAACUUCAGACACAAGCAAAGGCUGUCAUCAUUCUUCCAUGAUGAGUCAGUGAAACUCCGACAAAA